GCAGACGUGAACCUGCGUUUCGUUGGCACGACCUCGCUCACCCCAGACCAGCUGGUCAACGUCGUCGGUGACCAUGUCCAAGCAGGUGCCGUCGACAUCGGCUUGGACCUGAGUGAUGCGGAGCGCCAGCGUUUGGAGUCGACCGAAGAUGUCCCGCAGCUGCUCCAGCAGGUCUGGGAGACAGGCGACACAUCACUCCAGGACAUGCUGCAGACCUCCACGCGGCUGACAGGGAACGGCCAAAAUUUCUGUGGUUGGGAAGAGAUUUGCUUCUGCGCAGGAGAACUACAGUGCAAGCUGGCUUCAGCCUGGAGACCGAGCGGAAAUCUCGUCUUCCCCAUACAGCGGCGGCUUGAGGAGGAGGAGACUUGCUCUCCCAGCGGCCGGUUUCUGCAGACGGACACCACCAUCACAGUUCCUCGGGCGAAGAGGAUCAAGGUCCGAACUGUGUUUGGCAUUAUUCCUGACACCAACACCAAGCUUCUGGGGGAGAGGACACCUGAGGAAGUCUGGAGCUUCAGCGCUUCCUUCGACCUAUCCGAUCCCUGGGCCCAGCGGGCAAUGUAUUUCUUUUGCAAGGACGUACCGGAAGAGCUGAAAAUCACAAGGCGGUGGUGCUGGUUUGAAGACUUCCGCCUCUUCUCGCGGCAGUUUCAGGGCCGUUUCCCAGUGAAAGCCAUCGAUUGGCCCGUCCUGUCGAAGCUUUUUGUGGAUACCUCGUCUUCCGCCACUCGUGGCACCAGAUACCUCUGGCUCGAAAACGAUGUCAUCAAAGGAAUGUACUACUCCUUCGAAGCUGGCGUUCACCGGGAGGCAGAGGUGCAGGAGAUCCUGGACUACAAAGCGGCUUGGACCCGCUACAUCAGCUCUUGGAAUGGCAAGAGCAGCGGUAAGGCCGCACCGGCGUUUCAGGUGUCCAGCGACUGGGUCCAUGUCGAAUCUGCCAGCACGCUAAUCAGCAGCACUGCAACUAGCCUGAUUGUGCUGUGUGCACUGGCACUCGUGUGCAUGCUCCUCUUCACGCGCAGCUGCAUAUUGUCAUUGAUCGUGGUGUUCUCGACGAUCAUCGUCAUUAUCGUUCUGGCCUUCUUUAUCACGACGGUGAUGGAGUGGCAGGUCGGCCUGAUUGAGGUCAUUGCCUUCAUCUACUUCAUAGGCUAUGCUGUUGACUACAGCUUGCACAUUGUGUACAAGUACGGCAGCCACGAAGCUUUGGAUGAUGAUGACCAAGAAUGGCUAG
Molecule: messenger RNA, 1240 nt
Organism: Symbiodinium sp. CCMP2456
Lineage: Eukaryota; Dinophyceae; Suessiales; Symbiodiniaceae
Source: the annotation of a GenBank genome assembly